AUGGCUAGCUGCUACAAUGUUGUAGUAGCUACUUGGAAUGUUAACUACUACAAUGCUGUAGAAGCUACUUUGACGGCUAGUUGCUACAAUAUUAUAGCAGCCCUAUGGAAUGUUAACUGCUACAACACUGUAGCAGAUACUUUGACAGCUACUUUGACGGCUAGCUGCUACAACGUUGUAACAGCUACUUGGAAUAUAAACUGCUACAAUGGUGUAAUAGUUACUUUGAAUGGUAACUGCUACAAUGAUGCAGUAAGUACUUGGAAUGUUAACUACUACAAUGGUGUAGCAGCUACUUGGAAUCUUAACUGCUAUAAUGGUGUAGUAGUAACUUCGAUGGCUAGCUGCUACAACAUGAGUAACAGUUACUUCAAUGGAUAG
This is a messenger RNA of Zingiber officinale, 381 nucleotides long. RefSeq lists its product as uncharacterized. Lineage: Eukaryota; Viridiplantae; Streptophyta; Magnoliopsida; Zingiberales; Zingiberaceae. The coding region runs from base 1 to 381 and encodes 126 amino acids. The transcript is spliced from 2 exons. The record is from RefSeq and is a predicted model, not a curated record.